Messenger RNA from Botrytis byssoidea, 1619 nucleotides. RefSeq lists its product as uncharacterized. Bases 1 to 1332 code for a protein of 443 amino acids. Lineage: Eukaryota; Fungi; Ascomycota; Leotiomycetes; Helotiales; Sclerotiniaceae. The transcript has 3 exons. The record is from RefSeq and is a predicted model, not a curated record.
AUGACGAUCUUGCAAAUGCCACAUCGUGGUCUCCUCAUCUCUUUCACAACAAUAAUUGGAAUCCUUUACACAGAACUUCCAGAACUUUCAUCACUUCAGCACAACAUCUCAUCGACUAUCUUUUCAGCCAAUUUUCGAUCGGAUACUUUCCAGCAUAAAACCAUAAGAAAUUUCCAAUAUGCAAAUUCUAAUCCUUUGCCGAACCACCCCUCAUUCUUGAUUAGCCAGGAAAAUGCUCAUCAUCCAAACUUCUCGACUAUUUCUCAAAACAAUUAUGCUGCGAAGUUAUGUGUACGCUCAAAUCACGAGAUUGCAGAUGAACUAUUUACUUUGAUACGGACAAAAUUGAUAGAGGGGGACAAUGUCUCUAUGGAAUACAAACCCUCGCUUGUGAAAGAUUCUAUUAAACUCUUCUAUCGCAGACACGCGUUUGGCCCACCAGAAAUUUUGGAAUUCGGUCUGUCUAUUCGCAAGUCCAUUCGGGAUAUUCUUUCAAAUAUUCGGAUUGAAGACAGGGAGGAGAAGAGCUCCUGUAUACUAGAGGUAGUCGACGAAGCUUAUUAUGAACAAGGAUGGCGUCUCCACAGCCCUGUGGACAGUGGUCUUUCGAACAAUGACUGCAAUUCAGGUCAUGAUGCACACAUCCCCUCCGAAACUGAACCAACGAAAUUUUCUCAAUCAUUUUCUGAUCCCUCUCCUUCCUCGAGCCAACCUUUCAUUCUCACAUCAUCUUCAGGCUCUCGCUCAAAGAAACGUCCAACAAAAAAACACUCCUCCACUGAAACAUCAAGUCCUCAAACCAGAAGACAACGUCCCACUUCCUCCAAGCUCUACAAAUGCUACUGCAACAAACGAUUUGCCACUCUGAAAGCUCUCCGCAAACAUUCCAACACACACAAUCCUUGUCAAUUCAUCGCCUGUCCUGAACCCUCCUGCACCCACCUAUCUCUCCGAAUAGACAGUAUAGAAGAUCAUCUCAAAACGCACCACAUUGACAUCUCCCAUCUUUCAUCCCAUGAACGCCAUCAAAAACGCGAGGAGCUAAAACAAAACACCUUUCUGAUACUAGAUCGUACGCACGACCGUUGUGUUGUCGGGGGUUGUGAUCGAAGAUUUUCGAGAAAUGAGCUAGAUGGUUGCAAACGGAGUAUGGCUCAUAUUCUGAAUCAUUACAGAGAUAAGAAUAACCUGCCGACUUCAUUUAGACAUGCGUGCUCGGAUGAUGUGAUGUGCAGUGGUAAGGAAGCUUGGAGGAAUAGUGUAUACGUCACCGGAGAACGGAUUCAAAAGCUGGAACGGCAUGUUAUUGAGGAUAUAGAUGCGGAGCCAUGAUAGAAAGCGGGAGAACGGGGAGGACGCUGCUCCCUAUUAAUUUUCAAUCAUAUUCGGGAUUUAUCGACUUCAAAGCGGGGAAGAGCAUUAUAGGAAUUUAGAAGAUAUUUGAUAUUCAUCACAUACACACCCGUCAUGAAACACUUAAUUCGUAAUCUGCCUAGCAUGUAAACACAGUCAUCCCAAUCGAUAGACAAACAUUCCAAUGCCUCGAAUGUCACAACGGUUUAUUUCAUCUACUGACGUCCUUCGCUCGAGACCUCAGAAUUCUCCAAAACUUUACCCUC